AUGUCAGCCAGAAAGGGCUAUCUUCAUCUUCCGUCAAAUUAUACCCCAACGAUGACAUGCCCCAACAACCAAGCUGGAAAUUCGUUUUUCGUCGACUCCUUAAUCAACGUGAGAACCGACGGUGGUUCAUAUUACCAAAGUAACGGGGUGUAUUUGCCACCGGCGUCGGAAUAUUCAUAUGGACUCUCCGGCAGCUCGUGUUUCCCGGGGAUCGCUAAGCGCAGCGAGCCAAGCACCCAAAGCGUGGUCCCUUCUCCUGCUCCGUAUGUUCAAGGGAUGGAGACAUGGCUGGAAACGUCGAGAUCCUGCCGGGUGGAUCAGCCCAGCGGCCCGCAUUUGCCUCAGUGUUCAUUCUCACCGAGUGUAAAAGAGGAGAGCGCAUAUUGCCUCUAUGAGUCUGACAAAUGUCCUAAAGGAGCAACAGUAGAUGACAUUUCCUACUCGACCGCAUCCUGCCCGGUCACCGGUAGCACCUUGCCAGUCCCGGGCUACUUCCGCCUGUCUCAGACAUACACGUCCUCCAGGCUUUACCACGACGUCCAGCCAAACACGAAUCACUUUACCCUGCAACGUCCUGCCCGCUUGGACAGCCAGCCCUCCCAGCCCCAGGCUGCCUCUGCUGAGCCGGAGCGUAGGGAGAGCCACGAGGAGGCGCCUGUCCCUGCGUCCUGCGCCCCGGCCGGAGAGGAGGACAGCCGGCUCUCCUCGGAAAGCUCAUCCUCCCCUGAGCCCGCUGAGACAUGCAGUGCGGAAUGUCCAGAAAAGCCCGUCAAAGGUGAAGAAUAGACGCACACUGUAGAGAGACGUGGAGAUGGCAAAACGGAAAGUACGGCUAACUGGCUCACAGCAAAGAGUGGCCGAAAGAAGCGCUGCCCCUACACCAAGCACCAGACUCUGGAGCUGGAGAAGGAGUUUCUCUUCAACAUGUACUUGACAAGGGAGCGUCGUCUGGAGAUCAGCCGCAGUGUGCACCUCACUGACAGGCAAGUCAAAAUCUGGUUCCAAAACAGGAGGAUGAAACUGAAAAAAAUGAGCCGGGAGAAUAGGAUUCGAGAGCUCUCCAGCAACUUCAGUUUCUCAUGAGACUGUCUGCGUCUUUAGCGCCCUCCUCCAUCUAUGGCAAGGGCGCCUGUGCAGAGUCCCCCCCCCCCCCCACCCUCCCCACCCCACCCCCACCCGUCCACCCACCCACCCAACUGUGAGAAUGUCCAUGGAAAAUAGGACCCUACUGCUAACUUAUUGAUUGUUGUUCUUUCUUAUUUUCACGUCAGUUUUAUUUUUGUCGUGGAUGUGUAUUUAUAAAUGGCUUCCAUUCAUUUGUAACGUUGAUCCACUGUGUUUUAAAAUGUUCAGAAUGUGACCACAAUGUUUCAGAGCUUCAGGCUUGUACAUAUUGUAUAUUCAACCUGAGUGAACCAUUGGAAUUUGCAUGCUGGACUUACCCUUGGGAUACUUGUGUUACAGUUACAUGUAGGCCUUUAUGUGACCGCUGAAGAACCCAAGAGGUCUGAUGAAUAUUUGCACAUUUUGCUGGUCAAAUUAAUAAAACCAUCCCUGCA
Messenger RNA from Scatophagus argus, 1559 nucleotides. It is a transcript of the gene hoxa10b, whose product is annotated as homeobox A10b. The transcript is spliced from 2 exons. Lineage: Eukaryota; Metazoa; Chordata; Actinopteri; Scatophagidae. Gene Ontology annotation, molecular function: DNA-binding transcription factor activity, RNA polymerase II-specific; RNA polymerase II cis-regulatory region sequence-specific DNA binding. The record is from RefSeq and is a predicted model, not a curated record. Gene Ontology annotation, cellular component: nucleus. Gene Ontology annotation, biological process: regulation of transcription by RNA polymerase II.